Molecule: messenger RNA, 2484 nt
Organism: Durusdinium trenchii
Lineage: Eukaryota; Dinophyceae; Suessiales; Symbiodiniaceae
Source: the annotation of a GenBank genome assembly
AUGCAUUGUGGCUGCAGAUGGCCAUGGGCGCCUAGAUGUGAUCAAGAUCAUCUUCAUCUUACCUUCCAUCGUCAAGGGCCUUGGGCUGUCAGGAAGGCAUUCCAGUCCUUGCUCGAUAGAGUGCCAGGACAUCAUGUGCAGUGGGCCAAAGUGUGCCGGAAAGUGAAAGUCUCUACCAAAUCUAUCACAACGGCCCCUACGUGGGCUCCUGAUGAUACAGAGUUGCUGCAAGGUAUCUCUUUCAUCAACGAGAACGCCCCGGAGUCCGAUGCCCAUAACGAACAGUACGCCUGUAUCUUGAUGAACAUCAAAGAAGACUCAGACAGUCCCAUUGCAGGCUGGCCGGAAGGCAAAGUGAGAAUCAUGGCACAGAACAAGACGAGGGGCGUGAGUGGUGCUACCUUGCAGCGGGAAUUCCCAUUGACUACCUUCUCUCUCAAGCCCAUGCUGUCCGAGGAGCAAACUACAUCUGGUCGCUACAAUGACUCCAAGUUGCCUCGCAAUUGCAUGCGCACCUAUGCGGCCAAUGAUCUGGAUCGAGAGGAUGAGCCUGCGGAUGACAACCGUACUUCCAUCACAGGUGAAGAGUUCCUGAAGCUCACCCGUCGCAUCUUUGCCGGCGACAGACUUGCUGAUGUACUGGCCUGCUUGAAGAGGGCUGUCGUCAUCAUCCUGGGCCAGCAUGCCAUGUACCUUCGUCUGCCCAGCCAAGAUUCUAGAGCCACAGUGCAUCGCAUCAAGGUGGAUGACCUUCAUAAGGAUCUCUUGUCUGAGAAAGACAAGCCUUUAUACUCCAAGUACAAGUUAGGCAUCAUGGAGCAUGGGCCCGAAUGGCAGGCGCGUGAAGUGCGUAUGAUUUCAGCUGGCGUGGAGAAGUUUGCGGCCGGCAGGCCAGAAGCCUACAUUGCAGCUGUGAAUGGAGAAAUCGAAGAACAGCUCAUAGCUCGUCUACCUCGACUUUGCCUACCCAACAAGGAAGUUGACUCGUCAUCAGACCAGGAAAACGUUUUACCAAGUCCUCCUGUCAUGGUGCCUAACCCGGAGGCACGUUGCAAUCGGCUGGGUCGAUUCAAGCUGCCCCCAGCCAAACGGUACAGAGGCAAAACCACUCAGAGGGGAGAGCCAUCCAAUGAGCCACCCAAUCCGGUUCCUGAGCCCAAGAGAGAAGAGCCACCCAAUCCGGUUCCGGAGCCCUCGCAUGAUUUGUCAGUGGAACGGCAAGCCCAAAGUGCUCACAGUGCAGAGGAUGUUGAAAUGGAGGCAGCGCUCGAAGAACUCAUCGACUACAUGCCGCGUGAAGAUGAGGCUGAGAAAAAGAUUCGCUGUGGCACUGGUGUGAAAUCGGCUGACGUAGAAGCGGACGAGGCAACCUUCGACAAAAAGAUGGAAAAGAGACAGCUACACUGGGAGCAAUGGUGUGGGAUAGUUCAGCGAGGAAAGCCUGAUACACUUGUGCUGCACCGCCACAAACCUCCAGCCUCAAAACUCCGAGCGCCUGGGCCUGGAGCCGUUUGCAAGGUUGAAUGGGAACCUCUGGCUGCAAAGUGGCUGCAAGAUCGGCAAAUCAUUCUCCAUACAGAUUCUGCCAAAAGCUAUGCCACCAGUGUCUCUGGAGUCCUGCGCGACCGAGUCGUACACAAGAAGAAGAGAGUCAAAGUGAACGGGAAGUUCAGGUUUGGCAUUCAGAAUGUGUUCGCAAAUGGCUAUGCCAAGGGUGGCCGCGGCGGUACCUCGAACCAACUUUUGCAGCAGCUGGGACAGGUGAUCAUUCAAGACAUCCUACUUUUGACACUGUCGCAGCACACCGCAGGCCUAUCAGGCAUAGUUGGCAACACGCCAUCCCUUCCACACUUGGCCAGCUCAGGGCUCUUGAACGGAGCCACAGCUGAUGCGUCCUCUGCGCUGGCAGACCUGGGAGGCUUGUUGCUGCAGACCUUGACCACAAAUGGAACAUUGCCAGUCACUUUGAGCGCGGUGGAGACCUGGGGACCAGGAACCAGCCGGGACAGCCCGACACAUGCAUCGAAUAGUGUGGAGUCUGGCUGGACGACGGUGAAAGGUCGAGGGCGAGGUCGCCACUCCAAAGGCCGCGGCAAAGGAAAGGACCGAAGAGGCGCUUCUUGGCAUCACAGAGCUUGGCAUACAAACGAAGCAGAGGAACCUUCCUCUUCCAGCCGUUGGCACGGUAGGCAAAGGCAUCAGAAUGAUGCAGAGGAAUCUUCGUCUUCCAGCUACUGGCAAAGUAGACCGAGGCGGCAGACUGAAGCUGAGGAACCAUCCUCCUCAUCAAGUCGUUGGCCAAGAAACAGGCAAGUUUGGGUGCCGGUGCUGAACUCGAGAAGGGACAGCGUGGCUCCAGGCAGACGGAGUUAUGGCAAAGGAAACGGCAAAGGGGCCUCGGGCUAUGAGAAUUCUCAGUGGCACGGGAACAGUCAGAGGUCUUGGAGUUCGUGGGGAAAUCACUGGGACGGCGGCAUGCAAUAG